AUGGAGCUUGAGGUGGUCCGAGUGUUGGACAAUGAGCAGGGGCAGCAGGAGCAGGGGCAGCGGCGGGGUGGAUGGCAGCGGCUUAAAUUAGCAUUGAACAGCCAACAAAAAAACCACAUUGCGCAGUUUCUUCUACAGCGAAGUAAGGCUGGAGUGCUGCCAAGAGGUUCUUUUACAGAGGCAGCCAAAAGAUUCAACAUCCAUAAAAGGACAGCACAGAGAAUUUGGCAGAUCAGCAAGGAGCAAAUAGACAGAGGGGAACCUGUCAUGAUGCAAGGCAAAGCAACAUGUUAUCAACACAAAUAUAAACUCAUGCUAGAUGAAGACAAGUUUAGAAACCUGUCCAUGCUUGAGAGAUCAACCAUAAGGAAGGUUGCUUCUAAGAUGGAAGUAAGCAAGACAACAAUUGGUAGAUUUCUUAAGAGUAAUCAGUCGAAACCUCAUCCAAGUGUUGUCAAGCCUACACUGACUGAAACCAACAAAAUUACAAGGAUGAAAUGGUGUCUUGCUCAUAUUCAGCCAACACAAGUUGAAGAUGUUUCAUACAGGUCCUGUAAGUCUAAGAGAUUCAUCACUAAAGUGAUGUUCAUGGCUGCUGUCAGUAGGCCACUUUGUGGGCCUGAUGGGGAAAUCAUAUUCGAUGGUAAAAUAGGCUUAUUCCCAUUCACAGACCAAGUACCAGCCAAAAGAAGUUCAAAGAACAGGCCAAAAGGGACAAUUGAGACAAAGCCUAUUCAAUCCAUUGCCAAGGAAGUCAUGACAGCUUGUCUCCUAAAACAGAUUAUACCAACAAUCAAGGCCAAAUGGCCAGCCAAUGCAAGCAAGAAGAUUUUCAUCCAGCAAGAUAAUGUCAAACCUCACCUAAGAGUUGUUGACCAACAGUUUGAGUCACUUGCUAGUACUGAUGGGUUUGAGUUCCAUCUAAUUAGCCAACCACCCAACUCCCCAGACACAAAUGUGUUAGACCUUGGGUAUUUCAGGGCAAUACAAUCACUUCAAAAUGACAAGAUAGCCACAUGUUUAGAUGACUUGCUGAGGAAUGUGUUUACCUCAUUUGAAGAACUCUCACCACAAACUCUCAAUAGAGUGAGUAUUCAUCACAUUGCAAAGCUGUUUGACAGCAAUAUUAGAAGUGCAUGGGAAGAAUGGCUACAAGAUCCCUCAUUUAAACAAGGACAGAGUGCACAGAACAGAGGGGCUGCCUUUACAACUUCAGGUUGA
This is a messenger RNA of Salvia splendens (bonfire salvia), 1221 nucleotides long. RefSeq lists its product as uncharacterized. NCBI's taxonomy places the organism in Eukaryota, Viridiplantae, Streptophyta, Magnoliopsida, Lamiales, Lamiaceae. The record is from RefSeq and is a predicted model, not a curated record. The transcript has 3 exons. Gene Ontology annotation, molecular function: nucleic acid binding. Bases 1 to 1221 code for a protein of 406 amino acids.